AUGGGGAGCUACGCCGACGACUCGAAAUGGGCGGACAUUGUUCCGAUCCCCCAGGACGAUGGCGGCCCAAAUGCGCUGGCGACUAUAGCAUACCCAGAUGCCUAUAGUGAAGCUACAUCAUAUUUGCGGGCAAUCAUGGCCAAGAACGAGUUCAGCGAUCGGGUGCUUGAACUCACUGCGGAUAUCAUUGACAUGAACCCUGCGCAUUACACGGUAUGGUUGUAUCGUGCAAAGACUCUACUGCAACUGAAUAAGGAUCUGAGAGAGGAGCUCGACUGGGUGAAUCCUAUUGCGCUGGCACAUCAGAAGAAUUAUCAAAUAUGGCACCACCGGCAGCUUCUGACAGACAAACGAAAUGCAUACGACGGGGAACGUGAAUUUAUCGGAGAAAUGCUGGACGAAGACUCAAAAAACUACCACGUAUGGUCAUACCGGCAAUGGCUAGUUCGACGAUUUGAUCUCUGGGACGACAAGGAGAUUCCAUUUGUAGAAGAGAUGCUCAAGCGGGACAUUCGGAACAAUUCCGCCUGGAAUCAUCGCUGGUUCACAGUGUUUGGACGAUAUAGACCCUUAACCGACAUAAAGCAUACGGAACAGUCAAAACAAGCCGCAUCUUUUGCUCCUUUAUCCCAGACUGGCAGAACAAUAGAGUCAUAUCCGGAUAGUCUUAUUGACCGCGAGGUUGCCUUUGCACAAGAAGCUAUCAAGCUCGCGCCGCAAAAUCAGAGUCCCUGGAACUAUCUCUCUGGGGUAUUGCGGGAGGCCGGACGGCCACUGGCUACUGUGAAGCCAUUUGUGGAGCAGUUUGCGAACCUGGACGAACCGGAAAAGGUCCGGUCGAGUCACGCCCUGGAUUUCCUGGCCUCGAUAUAUGCUGGUGAACAACCAACUUCUGGCCCUAGCAGUGCAGAUGAAAGCCAAAAAGAUGUGAAGAAGGCGUGUCAAGCACUCGAUCUUCUUGCUGAAAAAUAUGACCCCAUUCGACGAUUCUACUGGGGCUGGAGGAAAGAUAUAAUUACAAAGGAGGCUAGAGCGACUGGUACUGCAUGA
Messenger RNA from Xylona heveae TC161, 1050 nucleotides. Its product is annotated as farnesyltransferas-like protein. The record is from RefSeq and is a predicted model, not a curated record. Gene Ontology annotation, biological process: protein farnesylation; protein geranylgeranylation. The transcript is spliced from 3 exons. Gene Ontology annotation, cellular component: protein farnesyltransferase complex; CAAX-protein geranylgeranyltransferase complex; cytoplasm. Gene Ontology annotation, molecular function: CAAX-protein geranylgeranyltransferase activity; protein farnesyltransferase activity. NCBI's taxonomy places the organism in Eukaryota, Fungi, Ascomycota, Xylonomycetes, Xylonales, Xylonaceae. Bases 1 to 1050 code for a protein of 349 amino acids.